GGAAACGGUGAUUCUCUUUUCCUUUCAAGAAUCCCAAGAUCCGAACUCAUGGGUGGAAAACCCAAACCCAGAACCAGGCCUCUUUCACAACAACAUUCAAUGUCACCCAGGUUUCAGAGUCACGAUCUGCUCUCUCUUCAUGUCCUUUCGCUCACUCUCUGUUUGUCUCGUAACCACCGCCAUUUUUAUUAAUUGAAUUUUCUCUGUAAAAACAAAAACAAAAAACAAACAAAACGCAUAAACCACAACAAAAUAAUUUCACAUUGCAUUUACAUAUUUCAUGGCAACAACCACCACAACUACUACUAGUACUACAACACAUCUCAAAGUUCAAGCUCAACCCAUAAAGCCCAAACGCCGUAAGUAUCGUGAAACCACUAUCUCCUCCUCUGCCACCUCCACUUCUACCGCCGCUACCGCUACUACUGCUACUAGUACUUCUACUGAUUCCUCUGACCUUUACCGGACUCAGAAGCUUGACCCACCUACUGUUGUCUCGCCUGAUAAUUCCUGGUGCUGCCCAGCUUCAAAACCCAUUUCAAAUCCUCCACAAUCGCAGCAGCAGCAACAGAGAUCCGUCCGUUCACCCGUUAGAGAGCCUGACCCGAUACUGAUCCCCGAUUCGUCUUCAUCGUUUAGAAUCCGGUUCUCUCCCGGGAGUCUAUCGCCAGUCAUGGACUUCACGCAUACGUCACCAACAUCAUCGACGACGACAACGCUCAACGGUUACUCGUCCUCAGAUUCAGCAUUCCCUUCAAGUUUCAGCAAAUUUAAUUCGGCUUUAACUGCGGGUCUUUUAAAUCCGAUGUCGCCCCCACCGGAUAAAACCCGUUCCAGCCCCACGCUUUUCGAAAUGAUGGCGUGUGAACCCGAGAUUCUUCCGAAAACCCAGAUCCCAACAAACCACCAGGGUGUUCCCACAAUUCCCCCGAAAAUGAGUCACCAACAGCAGCAAACAUUUGAUAGCCAGCAAUUGAAAAUGCAAAGAAUUUCAGAUCUUCUGCUGACUAACAGUCCGGGUAAUCAGUUCAACGAGCCGGCGUCGAGUGACAUAAAACUGACUCUGAGUUCUAAGGAUGGUAUAAGUGUAUCCAUGAAUGUGCACAGACAGAUACUUGUGGCACAUAGUAGAUUUUUCGCGGUUAAGUUAUCGGAUCGUUGGACAAAGCAGCAGCAGAAAACUAAUCUUCCGUACAUUGUGGAGAUUGCGGAUUGUGAUGACGUUGAGGUUUAUAUUGAGACUUUGAGGUUGAUGUACUGUAAGGAUCUUAAAAAGAAGUUGAUGAGAGAGGAUGUUUCCAAAGUUCUUGGUGUUUUGAAGGUUUCAGCAGCGAUUGGGUUUGAUGCGGGGGUUUUAUCCUGUUUGGAGUACUUAGAAGCUGCACCAUGGGCUGAGGAUGAAGAGGAGAAAGUGGCUUCAUUGUUAUCAGAGCUCCGACUUGAAGGUGUUGGAGCUGGUGAAGUUUUGAAGAGGGUUUCAGUUGAAGUUACUGGUGGAACAGAAGAGGGUAGUAACAAUGACGAAGUACUUCUGAAGCUUUUACAUGUAGUUCUUGAAGGCAAAGAUGAGAAGGCAAGACGUGAAAUGAAGGGGCUGGUAUCUAAGAUGCUUCAUGAAAAUUCAUCUCAAAAUGAUCUUCGAAAGGAGUCACUGUACUCUGCUGGUGAUGGGUGUUUAAAAUUACUACGCCAGCAUGUUCUGCAAGCAGCAGCAGGGGAUCUGCGGGAUGUGGGACAGAUUGCCAGGCAGGCGGAUAAUUUGCAUUGGAUUUUGGAUAUCUUGAUUGAUAGGCAGAUUGCUGAGGACUUUUUAAAAACAUGGGCUUCUCAAUCUGAAGUAUCUGAGGCACAUUCAAAAGUUCCAGCCAUCCAUAGGUAUGAUAUUAGCAGAGUUACUUCUAGACUGUUUGUUGGAAUUGGCAAAGGACAGUUAUUGGCUUCAAAGGAUGUUAGAUUCUUGCUGUUAAGGACUUGGUUGGAGCCUUUUUAUGAUGACUUUGGGUGGAUGAGGAGAGCAUCCAAAGGCCUUGACCGACACUUAAUUGAAGAUGGUCUUAGUAACACGAUUCUUACUCUGCCUCUAGCUUGGCAACAGGAAAUUUUGCUUGCUUGGUUUAAUAGAUUCUUGAACUCUGGUGAGGAUUGUCCUAACAUACAAAGAGGGUUUGAAGUUUGGUGGAGGAGAGCAUUCUGGAGACGUAGUGGUGAGCAGGAACGACCCAGGCCAUUACGAAUUACAACUGCAACUAUUGAGAACUCGUGAAGUUAAUUGCAACACCAAGAAAUAAAUGAUAAUGCUCUAAUGGAUCUAUUGCCUUCUUGUGGUCGCUUUGGUCUUGGUUCUAAAUUAAUUUUUUUCCCUUUUUGUCUCCUUCCUUGCUAAACCAGGACUGGAUAUUCUUUGGAGGGAUUUGAGUUUCACUUGAAGUAUAUUACGUGUCUGUUUGACUUCAUAUAACCAGGUUUAGUCUGGAAGAAGACAACAUUCUCUGGAUUCAACUCCCAUAUAUAUGUGAAGAUAAACUCAAUAGAAUGCUUGUUUUAUCUAUUUGACACAUCAGUUGGUGCUCGUA
Molecule: messenger RNA, 2573 nt
Organism: Mangifera indica (mango)
Lineage: Eukaryota; Viridiplantae; Streptophyta; Magnoliopsida; Sapindales; Anacardiaceae
Product: BTB/POZ domain-containing protein At1g63850-like
Exons: 2
Coding region: 281-2263 (660 amino acids)
Molecular function (GO): protein binding
Source: RefSeq, a predicted model, not a curated record